Messenger RNA from Cylicostephanus goldi, 1229 nucleotides. The record is from the annotation of a GenBank genome assembly. Lineage: Eukaryota; Metazoa; Nematoda; Chromadorea; Rhabditida; Strongylidae.
AUGUGGACGAAGAGGAAAACACUGCCUCCUGGACCAUUUCCUUUGCCACUCAUUGGUAAUAUUCAUGUACUCGCUUAUGAAGUGCUGAUACAGAAGAAAACUCUCGUAGAUAUUCUGAGUGAAAACAAGGAGAAAUAUGGAGGAGUGCUCACACUUUGGCUAGGACCGAUUGCCACCGUACACUUAUGCGAUUAUGACAGUACUGUGGAGGCAAUGGUCAAGAAUGGAUCGUCUUUCAUCAACAGAGAUUUGCCGUUUUUGUUCCAUUAUUCUAGAGGAGGAAAAGGACUUCUCGCGUCUAGUGGUUUAUUCUGGCAAGAACAACGACGUUUUGCUUUGCAUACUUUGAGGAAUUUUGGUUUAGGCAGAAAUAUUAUUGAAGAAAGAAUAAUGUUUGAAUUUGAAUUUACGUGCGAGGAACUGGAGAAGCAAAUGACAAACGGUCAAAUAUCCAUUCAGCCCAACCAGAUGUUUGAUCUUUUGAUUGGUAACAUAAUCAACCGACUGUUAUUCACGGAACGUUUCGAAAAGGAUCAAGAAUCAACGUUUUUCCGUCUAAAAAACGAUCUGGAUAAUAUUUUCGACAGAUUUGAGCCGUGGGAUGCGCUCAUCAACCGCUGGACUAUGAAUAUUCCAUUCUUCCGCCGAAGAGCCGAAGCUUUAUUGCAGCCUCAGAAUGAUCUUCUGAAGUUUCUGAGUGAGCAAGUUAAGAAAAGGCAAGAAGCUGUAGCAAACGGUGAGCAUGUUUUCGAGGGAGAGGGGGACGAUUUUGUGGACGCAUUCCUCAUUCAAAUGGAAAAAGAAGCAAAAUCUGAAGAGGCUAGUAGUUUCAAUAGAGAAAACCUCGAUCAUGUUUUAUUGGAUCUGUGGGCCGCCGGUCAAGAGACAACUGCUACUACUCUAAUUUGGGCUUUCGUAUAUCUUCUUCUGCAUGACGAGGUGAAAACCCGUGCGACAGAAGAGCUUCGCCAAGUGACCAAAGGAAGUCGUACGUUAUCGUUAGCUGACAAAAAUAGCACGCCAUACUACAACGCUGUGCUGACGGAGAUCCAUCGAUGCGCGGCAAUAUUUCCUACAAACUUACCGAGAAGAGCCGGUGAUAACGUUAGUGUAGGAGGACAUGUUAUCCCAAGAGAAACUUCUGUCUCAGCUCAGGUUUCAUUAACCAUGUCGGACGAGAGGUACUUCAAGAAUAGUGACCAGGUAAAUGUGGCUACAAAAUUUUGAAA